Pangasianodon hypophthalmus (striped catfish) is the source of this 1974-nucleotide messenger RNA. It is a transcript of the gene syt5a, whose product is annotated as synaptotagmin Va. Gene Ontology annotation, molecular function: calcium ion binding; phosphatidylserine binding; clathrin binding. Lineage: Eukaryota; Metazoa; Chordata; Actinopteri; Siluriformes; Pangasiidae. Gene Ontology annotation, biological process: regulation of calcium ion-dependent exocytosis; calcium ion-regulated exocytosis of neurotransmitter; cellular response to calcium ion. The transcript has 10 exons. The record is from RefSeq and is a predicted model, not a curated record. Bases 85 to 1305 code for a protein of 406 amino acids. Gene Ontology annotation, cellular component: axon; dense core granule; synaptic vesicle membrane.
GUGAAAAUCUGUUACAGUGAGGACGAGUGACAGGACAACAUCCUCUUCAUCCUCUUCAUCCUCUUCAUCACCGGCUGAUCAGCCAUGCGAUUGGUCAGCCUGCAGCAUCGUGUGCGGAGGGAGGCGGAACCUGAGUCUGAGCCCGCCCCAGGCCCACCCCCUCCCUCUCACCACUCCCACAACUUCAAUGACAUGAAGAAAAAGUUCUUCAAUGAGCUCGGACACCUUCCCAACCACAGGAUUAAAAUGCCCAUGUGGGCAAUCGGUGCCAUCGUGGUGUUGGUUCUCGCCCUCGUCGCCUGCCUCACUUUCUGUAUAUACAAAAAGUGUUUAGGAGGAAAGAAAAAAGCUAAGAAAGUGAGAGAGAGAAAGGGCGUGCGGCGGGUGAUGAAAAAGGAGAAAGAGGGAGAGGAGGAAAAGGAAGAGGUAAAACAGGAAGAGGAAAAAGAGCACGAAUUCUUUGGAAAACUGGAAUACACACUGGAUUACAACUUCACUGACAAUCAGCUCAUAGUUGGAGUCCUUCAGGCUCAAGACCUUCCUGCGAUGGACAUCGGCGGCACCUCGGACCCCUAUGUUAAAGUCUACAUGCUUCCUGACAAGAAGAAGAAGUUUGAGACCAAAGUUCAGAGGAAGAACCUCUGUCCUGUUUUUAAUGAAACCUUUAUUUUUAAGACCCCCUUUAAUGAUUUGGCCGGACAGACGUUAGUGCUGCAGGUGUUUGAUUUUGAUCGUUUUGGGAAACAUGAUGUGAUUGGAGAGAUUAAAAUUCCCAUGAACAGUGUGGAUCUGGGACAACCGAUCCACGAAUGGAAAGACCUGGUGGGAGGAGAGAAAGAAGAGCAGGAGAAACUGGGUGAUAUCUGUAUUUCUCUGCGGUACGUGCCAACAUCUGGGAAACUCACCGUGUGUGUGAUGGAGGCCAAGAACCUGAAGAAGAUGGAUGUUGGUGGUUUAUCAGACCCAUUUGUGAAGGUGGUUCUUCAACACAACGGUAAACGUCUGAAGAAGAAGAAGACCACGGUUAAACAGAACACACUGAACCCAUACUUUAAUGAGAGCUUCAGCUUCGAGAUUCCCUUCGCUCAGAUUCAGAAGGUGCAGGUUCUGAUCACGGUGUAUGAUUACGAUAAACUGGGCAGUAACGAUGCCAUCGGAAAGUGCUGGAUUGGAUACGGGGCCAGUGGAGUCGGACUGCGGCAGUGGUCAGACAUGCUCGCCAACCCGAGACGCCCCAUCGCCCAGUGGCACACACUGCUGCCCGAGGAGGAAGUGGACGCUGCACUGAAGGCACCAAUCCGCUAAUUUAACACAGACACACACACACACACACACACACACACACACCUGAAGUAAUUUAUGCACUUCAUACCUGUGUCUAGUCAUUAAAUGUUUUAUUUUGUUGUAAUGCUUCAUUCCCCUGUACAGUGAAACUCCCCUUCCACACAGUCUUUUUAGGAUGCAAUUAGAGCACAUUCAUGUGUGUGUGUCAGUGUUGUAUAUAACUGUCAUUUAUUUGUGUUUUUUUCUGUUAAUUUUCUGUUAAUUUAGUUGUUAUUCAGUUUUACACUGAGAUGCUUUCAUUAUCAUUAUUUACAUUAAAACACCCAAACUUCAACUUUAAUAAACUAUGACUAACAUGAAGUAACACAGUAAAUAUAAAUCUAAACACACCUUUGUGUGUGACCUCACUGAGAGAGCGGGUAUAGAGGAUAUGACCUCACUGAGAGAGAGAGUAUAGAGGAUAUGACCUCAGUGAGAGAGAGGGUAGAGAGGAUAUGACCUCGCUGAGAGAGAGAGUAUAGAGGAUAUGACCUCGCUGAGAGAGCGGGUAGAGAGGAUAUGACCUCACUGAGAGAGCGGGUAUAGAGGAUAUGACCUCAGUGAGAGAGAGAGAAUAGAGGAUAUGACCUCAGUGAGAGAGAGAGAGUAUAGAGGAUAUGACCUCAGUGAGAGAGAGGGUAUAGAGGAUAU